This is a messenger RNA of Aspergillus eucalypticola CBS 122712, 582 nucleotides long. RefSeq lists its product as uncharacterized. Lineage: Eukaryota; Fungi; Ascomycota; Eurotiomycetes; Eurotiales; Aspergillaceae. The record is from RefSeq and is a predicted model, not a curated record. The transcript has 2 exons. The coding region runs from base 1 to 582 and encodes 193 amino acids.
AUGACCUUUUGCCGCGAGCUGGACCUAGCAGUCAUUGCCGGCCUAUGCAUCACAGCCCAGGAGGGGACGAUAGAUGUCAUGAUGCUCCGAUAUCACAUUCCAGAUGACUUGUCAGGCUCUACCGUCAAGACAACCAGAUCACUCGGCAUAAGCCCAGCAUCCACAUUCAGGAUCAAGAUAGCAUUCAUCAUUCAUUAUUCACCAGCGAGACAAAGCGGCGGAAAUGCUCUCCAAGCCUCAAUCCAAGAAUAUACCUCGACCUCAGCAGCAAACUUAAUUCCCUUGUCUCUAUCUAUCCGAGUCUAUGUUUUUGACCGGCUGCUCAAUGUCCUCGUUGGCAUUAAGGCUACAGUAUUUGCAGUCACUAGAUCAGCAACCGCCAGGACUAGUAGUGGUGUGACCACUGCACCAGGAAAGGAUAUUUGCAAGAAUGGGUACCAGUCCGCGGACGACUUCACUUUCGACAUUAAUACCUAUAUGGCCUAUCUAUAUUCAGAUACUCUCUGUAAUCUGACUCUGUCAACCCAUGACACCGAGUGCAUCGAUUUCAGAGCUCUCCAACGACAUGACCCUAGACUUUAA